AUGUGUGGUGGUAAGAAGAAGCCGGCACCGAUAGCCAAGGCUCGCACCUCAAACUACACGACGAUGGCCGCAACGACCACGACCGGAAUGAACAAGUCACAGCAGCAGGCUCCCAUUCUCCCGUCCGCGCCGCUAGCAACGAAGGAUGAGAAAAAGGAAGAGAAGAAGGAGGAUAAAAGGGAAGAGGAAAAAAAGGAUGAAGAGAAGAAGGAUGAGAAAAAGGAUGAGAAAAAAGAUGAGGCGGAGAAGAAGAAGGAAGGCGGCGAGAAGAAAGAUGAGGAGAAAAAAGAAAAGGAAGAGGAACCGAAGAAGGAAGAGAAAGAGAAGAAACUCAAGAGCGAGAAAAAGGAGAAAAAAGAGAAGGAACCGUCGCUGAAGCCCAAAGCUCAGAAGUACACGGAGAAGGAGCAAGCGAUCGCUGACGGACAGAAGAAGAAAAAAACAGACUACCAGACGAUGGACGAUGUUGCCAGUGAUUGGGAGGAUGAGGUGAAGAAGAAUAGGAAGAAUAAGGCGAACGAAGAAGAGAAAGAGAAGACGGAAAAGAAAGAGGUAGACGAGGAAAAGAAGGAGGAUGGAGAAGAAGAGAAGAAGGACGAGUAA
Molecule: messenger RNA, 603 nt
Organism: Caenorhabditis sp. 36 PRJEB53466
Lineage: Eukaryota; Metazoa; Nematoda; Chromadorea; Rhabditida; Rhabditidae
Source: the annotation of a GenBank genome assembly